Messenger RNA from Triticum aestivum (bread wheat), 2571 nucleotides. Its product is annotated as glutamate receptor 2.7. The transcript has 5 exons. The coding region runs from base 1 to 2571 and encodes 856 amino acids. Gene Ontology annotation, molecular function: ligand-gated monoatomic ion channel activity. NCBI's taxonomy places the organism in Eukaryota, Viridiplantae, Streptophyta, Magnoliopsida, Poales, Poaceae. The record is from RefSeq and is a predicted model, not a curated record. Gene Ontology annotation, cellular component: membrane.
AUGGCCGUUGACGACUUCUACCACAAGCACCCGAACUACGCCACGCUGGUGGAGCUGCGCCUCAAGGAUUCGCGCGGAGACCUCGUCAAGGUGGCACACGCUGCCGAGGAGCUCAUGGACAAGAAUGCCGAGGUGCAGGCCAUCAUCUCGCCUCAGACAUCAUCCGAAGAUGCCGAGCUAUUCGCCGGCAUAGCGGAACACAGCAACAUCCCGAUCCUUUCCUCCUCCACCGCCACGUCGCCGGCGUCGAGUUCAUCAUUGCGGUCGCGUUUCUUCGUACGCACCGCACCCAACAUCAGCUCCCAGGCGGCCCCGAUCGCCGCCAUCCUCGAGGCGUUUGCGUGGCGGGCCGCUGUCCUGCUUCACGAGGACUCGCCCUACGGCGUCGGCCUCCUCUCGGCGCUGGUCCACGCGUUCCAGGGGUCACGCGGCCUCACUGAUAGCGUAGCCGUGCCACGCGACGCGACAGACAGCCGCGUCGACGCGGCGCUCCUCGCCCUCAAGACCAUGCCGACGAAGGUGUACAUCGUGCACAUGCCUCCCGCUCUGGCCGCGUGCCUCUUCCGCCGGGCCGUGGUCGCCGGCAUGAUGUCGGAAGGCUACGUCUGGGUCACCACCGCAGGCGUUGGCAACGCGGCGGACAGCCUCCCUAACCCCGGUGACAUCGAUUACAUGCAGGGGGCUGUCAGCCUGCGGCCUUACGUGCCGGCGACGGACCAAGUCAGGAGCUUCUGGAGGCGGUUCAAGGCGAGGUUUCGGCAGGAGAACCCAGGUCUCGAGCACGACGACCCCACUGUGCCGGUGACGUUGCUCUGGUUGUAUGACACGGCAUGGGCUGCCGCGGCAGCAGCUGAGACCACCUUCCGAACGGCACAACCAACGGCAUUCAUCGAUGCUCUGCUGGUCACCAAGUUCGAUGGACUGGUAGGAAGGUUCGGGCUGGUCGACGGCCAGCUGCAGGUCUCGGUGUACGAGAUCAUGAAUAUCAUCGGCAAUGGCGCAAGGACGGUCGGCUUCUGGGUACCAGGGUUGGGGAUCACGACGAGCCUGUAUCCCAGCGGUGCACGGAAAGAACUGAAGCAGAUCCUCUGGCCAGGCGAGACAGCGGCUGUCCCGAUCGGGUGGAACAAGUCACCCAGCCGAGGGAGCCUUCGCGUCGGAGUUCCGGUGAGACGCGGGUUCACCGAAUUCGUGGAAAUUUCCACUGAUCCGAGCAUAGCCACGGACAGAGUGUCGGGCUACUGCAUAGACGUGUUCAACGCGGUCAUGAAGGCAGACGCAGUGGUUGGAGACGUGACGAUCAGAUCGGGCAGGAUGAAGGUUGUUUCAUUCACGACGCCAUUCACGGAUACGGGAUGGUCGAUGAUCAUUGCACAGAAGGAUCGCAACAAUAGUAUGUGGAUCUUCACGAAGCCAAUGACACCGGAACUCUGGCUCACCAGCCUUGCUUUCUUCUUAAUUACUGGAUUUGUUGUGUGGGCGAUCGAGCAUAAGAUAAACCCUCGGUUCCGCGGCACACCCUGGAAGCAGCUCGGCAUCCUAUUCUACUUUGCAUUCUCAACCAUGGUCUUCUCCCACAAGGAGAAGCUGGAGAGCAACCUGUCAAAGUUUGUGGUGAUCAUGUGGGUGUUUACCGUGCUCAUCCUCACAUCAAGCUACACAGCGAACCUAACGUCGGUGUUGACAAUCCAGCAGCUCAACCCGACAAUGAACGAAUGGACAGAUAGUGACUAUGUGGGGGUUCAAGCGGAUCCCUUCAUCGAGGGCAUGGUGAGGGAGAUGGGCUUCGAUGAGGCAAGGUUCAGGAGGUACACCUCCAUGGAUCAAUACGCGGAUGCGCUCGACAAAGGGUCAGACAAUGGAGGUGUCACAGCCAUCUUCGCAGAGGUUCCCUACCUUAGGCUCUUCCUAUCGCGCUACUGCCAAGGCUACUCCAUGGUGGGUCCAAUCUACAAGAGCGGCGGGUUUGGAUUUGUGUUUCCGAAGGGAUCCCCGCUGGUGGAGGACGUGUCACGUGCCAUAUUGGAGCUGGCGGAGGAGGACGGACUCACGCCCAUCGACAACAAAUGGUUCCGCCACCCCGGAGCCUGCGUGGGCAGGAGGAGCAGAGGCGAGGAUGACGCCAGGCUCGGUCUGUGGAGAUUUCGUGGGUUGUUCCUCAUCAACGCCGUCGUCUCGUGCUUCAUGCUCCUGAUUCACGUCACCAUGGUCGUCUCCCGGGAGCGCGCGAGCGGCAGUCAGCUAAGGGCCGACACGGAGGCCACCACAGGAGUGAUGCUAUGGCUGCGCGCUUGGCUCCAGCGUUUCGACGCCUUCGAAGGCCCGCAAGGCGAGCCAGUGCACAACUGCCAGGGAACGGUGGAGGAGAAUCCCCUACAGGGUCCGGCCACCGGAGCUGACCUGCAAGAUGAUGCCAUGGGAGACUCUGACUCUACUCCCGUGGGAGACACUGAUUCCGGCAGAAAUGCAGCUUCUAUCCCUGUUUCGGAGGAAAACUCAAGGCUCGUUGGGGGGAGCUCUACAAGGCCGUUCCCGCACGAACCUGCACCACCAGCCUUGGCGCCCAUGUAG